Molecule: messenger RNA, 2589 nt
Organism: Exophiala dermatitidis NIH/UT8656
Lineage: Eukaryota; Fungi; Ascomycota; Eurotiomycetes; Chaetothyriales; Herpotrichiellaceae
Exons: 1
Coding region: 1-2589 (862 amino acids)
Source: RefSeq, a predicted model, not a curated record
AUGGAUCUUGAUCCUAGACCAUUCGAAUCGGUGAAUGUUGGUAUGACCAACGUGGAGGCAGGCGAGGACAGGUUUUCCAACCAUGGCAUAUUCUAUCCUCCUCCUAUAGCCUAUUGGCGAAACAAUUUGACCGCCCUGUCACAACGCUACAAUCUCUAUUUCAUUGCCACUCGGAAUGCUAUUGUUGUGUACAAACCAGAAUUUCCUUUCCAGCGGCUCGGCCGAGUGCCUUGUUUGAUGAUCUUGCCUACCCUGGCAAACCCGGAUGCGCAAGGUUAUAUUGAUCCACGCUCACCGCAUGAUAUUAAUCAUUUGAUUGUGGGCGACCUCGGGACGCAGGAGAUACUACUUUGCGCAACAGACUCUGGCAAUGUUACUGCCUAUUAUACCAAGUCAUUAGAAGAGGCGAUACGAAACGGGUCGUAUACGUACUGCCCUGCCCUCCGGAAUGAUCGCGUGCAAGUGAGAGAGUUCUUUGCUCAGUGGGUGCAUGAAUCAGCCUGGGGUCUGAGUAUACACACCCAAGCUCGCAUGAUUGCAGUAUCCGCAAAUACUGCCUACCACGUUCAGACCGGAGAUCCCUCUUCCAAGAUCACUGUUUUUGCGUUCGCGUUGACGGAAGAAGGCGAGGAGAAAGGGACUGAGGAGAAGAUAGAGAAAGCGGUCGAGGACGAAGUUGCUGAUAGCGGUGGCGACGAUCCUGUGGACGCAACAUCCAAGGACAAUGGAAACACGAGGCAAUUGGAAUGGCAGGAGUGGGAAUGCGACGGGUCUAACCAGUUCCCUCCACCGCGGAACAAGAACUACAAAAUCAUACUUGGCGGCAUUGACGGACACGACUUCAACGUCCCGAGCAUCUCCUUUGUAAAUUCCGAUCUGGAUGUGGAAGGCAAGUGGCUCCUGAGUACCGAUAUUGGAGGUGAGAUGAAGAUGUGGCAGAUUUGGCAGGGCAAGUGCUUUAAGUCGUGGGAUCUGGCCGAGAAAAGAUCGCGGUCUGCCUUCUUCCGCAGACGUGAAGGAGGCUGGCUUGUCGCUGCCCUCGAUCCCCGAGCUUUCCGACUGGCUGAGACCAUGGACGAAUUCUGUGGGCACUUCAAGGCUCCCCAGUAUCACGGUCAUGUUGGGGAAAGCUACGAUAUCACUCACAUUGUUAGAGUCCGUACGCCAGGCAACAGUGCUGCUUUCCCAGCGGUAGAUACCCCCUUCGAGGAGGACAGCGGCGACGAAGAUGACCACGAGAGUGCCGGAUCGUGGUCAGAUAUGGACCAAAGCGAUAUUCAUGAUGAUGAUGUAACCCUGGACGAGUUCGCUACAGUGGCGGAUGCGUUCAGCUCGGCCGACAUGCCCUCGAUAACAGAAUCGCCGUACUCGCAACACGAAACAGCCGACCAGGGCACAGGAGUCAUGCAGAUCCAGGCCUCUGAGUCGGAUGCAGAUGGUGAUGUAUUUGCUUUUCUCGAAGCGGAGACAUCCUCGUCAGACUCCUCGACUGCCAUAGCCUCGGAUGACGGGGACCUUGAAUCGGCAGUCUCCCACAACAUCCCAGAUUCAGGUCGGUCCAGUUCACCAGGGGAGCAAGGCAACACGAUGUCGUUGAUUCUAUCCACAGCUCCAGGCCAGGCGGAUAUUAGCCACGACAACAGCCAAGAAGCGAUGAGCCACAUAGACGAGCGCGGCGAGUCGUAUGUGCGAGGGUUCGGUCGUUUCGGCCACGGGACUUAUGAUACAAGGUCGAAAUUCCGAUUUUCCAGUGUUAGCAAAUCUCACCUGGAGGCGACACCGCCUUCUAUACCUGUUCUUCAAUGCAGUGCCUCGAACCUGAGGCUUAUCAUGGCUCCAGAGGCUGAUAGUGCGCAUGUUUUUUGUGCCAACAUCCUCAAGCAGAUCUUGCCGCGGGAAAUCGAGGAGUCAAGGCAGGCUCACCUCGACAGGCUUAAUAUGAUGCAACACAUCCCUGAACUGGGGUUGGUGAUUGUAGCCUCUCAACUAGGGCGAUGUGCCAUCUGCACAUUGACCAAAAGUCACAAGACUGGCACAUUGGGUCUCAGGGUGGACUGGACUCUGCCUACCCAGAAGCAAGAGGCGAGGAGGCUUCGACCAUCCCUGCCGCUCCUGGGUAUCGCCACCUCCCCGAUUCAGGGCCAUUCGAAGAGAGAGGCUCACCCUAGCAACCACCGACCUGACACUCCCGUGAAAUGGGGCGUGGACAAUACAGUCGAUGGUGUUCCGACCACAUUUGAUCCCAAUAUCAUUGUUGUCAGGGAAUCUGUGCCUGACCAAGACUACACCGGAGUGCAGAACAUCGAGAAAGCCCCUGGCAGCGGAGACGAUAUCAGUGAGCAUAGACUGAAACGCAAAAGGCCAUCCUUUGAUUCUGAUACCGAGCCCGGCUCCGCGAUAAGCAUUGAAUCCAGCGCCUGGGAGACCCCUUCGAGUGUUGAGUCAUGGCAGGCGACCGGAAGUAGUCGCAGAUACAGGCUCAUGCUCACCUAUAUGGACAUGACUGUGUUGACGUACGAGAUUUGGCGUGGGGUGGAAAGACAAGAUAUUCAGCAGGCCGAGGUUUCAGCCCUGGAUCUUGUAGAUUGA